Homo sapiens (human) is the source of this 3683-nucleotide messenger RNA. It is a transcript of the gene CCDC97, whose product is annotated as coiled-coil domain containing 97. Gene Ontology annotation, cellular component: nucleus. The transcript is spliced from 5 exons. The coding region runs from base 689 to 1525 and encodes 278 amino acids. The record is from RefSeq and is marked validated. NCBI's taxonomy places the organism in Eukaryota, Metazoa, Chordata, Mammalia, Primates, Hominidae.
ACCGGUCCUCUUCACUACUUUGCCCAGAUUAUUCCCUCCCUUGUCGCGGGCUGACCUUCUUUUCCUCCAUUCCUUCCCCCCGAAAUUAACCUCUUCCCAGUUCCAGACCAAUCCUUUCCAUGUCCCUAAUUCAUUUCCUUACCAGGCUAACUCUCAAAUUAACAGAAACCUCUCUACCCCGGCCUAAUUCCUGCAUUGCCUCAGACCAGCCCUUCUCAAAUUACCUCCUUCCCUGUACCAAGCUGAGCCUUCCCUUGCUCUCUAGACGAAUCCUCCUACCUUUCCAGGCUAAACUUCUACCUGCCUCAUGCAAACUUAUCCCAAUCUAACGAUUCCUUCAUUUCAUUGUAACUCCCGUUUCCCCCAAAGUCCGAAAUCCAGCCAGGCUCCUUUCAAAGUCCUUACUCAAUUUCUGUGCUUUCCCACAACCUUCAAAGUAAUCCGACGUCGGGUGAGGUGUGAUUGGAAGCGUGGCUCCAACACCACUGGCCAAGAAUUGGUAAUUGUGGAAGCCAGAUGGAGAUGAUUGGUAUAUGGAGGCUGCAUAGAGCCUGGACCUGGGCACUGGGGUGAGCUGAGCCGGACACCAGUCCCAUCUAAACCCCAGGACAAAGUGGAAGCAGCUGAGGCAACACCAGUGGCCCUGGACAGUGACACCUCCGGGGCUGAAAAUGCAGCAGUGAGUGCUAUGCUGCACGCUGUAGCCGCCAGCCGCCUGCCUGUUUGCAGCCAGCAGCAGGGUGAACCCGACUUGACAGAGCAUGAGAAAGUGGCCAUCCUGGCCCAGCUGUACCACGAGAAGCCACUGGUGUUCCUGGAGCGCUUCCGCACAGGCCUCCGUGAGGAGCAUCUGGCCUGCUUUGGCCACGUGCGUGGCGACCACCGUGCAGACUUCUACUGUGCUGAGGUGGCCCGGCAGGGCACUGCCCGGCCCCGCACCCUGCGUACCCGCCUGCGUAACCGGCGCUAUGCUGCCCUGCGAGAGCUGAUCCAAGGGGGCGAGUACUUCAGUGAUGAGCAGAUGCGGUUCCGGGCCCCCCUGCUAUAUGAGCAGUACAUCGGGCAGUAUCUCACCCAGGAGGAGCUCAGUGCCCGCACCCCAACCCACCAGCCCCCCAAGCCCGGGUCCCCCGGGAGACCUGCUUGCCCGCUCUCCAACUUGCUGCUCCAGUCCUACGAGGAGCGGGAGCUACAGCAGCGUCUGCUCCAACAGCAGGAGGAGGAGGAGGCCUGCUUGGAGGAAGAGGAAGAGGAGGAGGACAGUGACGAGGAAGACCAGAGGUCAGGCAAGGACUCGGAGGCCUGGGUUCCCGACUCGGAGGAGAGGCUGAUCCUGCGAGAGGAGUUCACCAGCCGCAUGCACCAGCGCUUCCUAGAUGGCAAGGACGGGGACUUUGACUACAGCACAGUAGACGACAACCCCGACUUCGACAACCUCGACAUCGUGGCACGGGAUGAGGAGGAGAGGUACUUUGAUGAGGAAGAACCUGAGGAUGCGCCCAGCCCAGAGCUGGAUGGGGACUGAUGGCCGCCACCCUUCCCACCGCCUGCCCCAUCCCCAUCCCCAACAAGGCAGCUGAUUCCAGGCCUGCUCAGUGACCCUUUCUCUAGGGGGACAUCAGGGCAGUGCCCCACAACCCACACACACCACCAUCUCACUGGGUCUAGUCUCAUCUCAGACAACCCCCACCCCCACUGUUUCUGGGGUUCCCUUUCUCAUCUCUCCCACCCUGUCUCCUGCCUCUGUCUUUCUUGGUGUCUGUCUGGGCUUCUUUCUGUCUCUUUCUGUCUUUCUGUCUCUCUCCCUACCCCCGCUCCCUCUUUCCAGUGCUCUGGCUGGCUGUCUCUCCCUUUCUCCCCCUCUCUCUCUGCCUUAGGCUCUGUCUCCACCGCAGGGCCCAAGGUGAAAGUCCUCCCCUUGCCGGAGGCCAGCUGGCAGGGCCUUUCGUGGCUGGAAGUGGCCAGUUUGGUUCCGGUGCUGACCCCUAGGCCCCAGCGCAGCUGCCUCCCGUGCUGUCUGUCUCCCCCUCUCUGUUUAUGUCUGCGCUGUGUCUCACACUCAGAGCCUCCUUGCUUCUGUUAGGUUCCCAUCUCUCCUUCUGCCUCACUCUGGGCCUCUUCUUUCUACUUGUACAUUUCCACCUCUCUAGGCCUCUGCUCUCACUGUCCCUCUCUGUCUGUCUCUCAGCCUUUAUCUCUGGGUUUUGAUCCCCCACUCCAGGCUCUGGGCCCCUUCUUCCCCCUUCCCUCAAACCUGGCUGCUAUAGGCAGCAGAACCCUGACCACUGAGUAAUACAGCCCCAGGGGAGGGAGGAGACCCCAGGCAGGGAGGAUGGGGGCAGCUCUCUUCUCUCCCCAGGACCCAGGCUGUGGAUCACGGGGCCUGCCAGCUUGAGUGUAGAGGGAGGGGGGACUCUACCCUUCUCAGCCCCACCAGCCCCCCUCUGCCCAACCACAAUUUUCCCUUCCUCCGCCUUCCUCUCCCUCUCCUGUUUACACUCCCCAAAUGCGCACAGGCUGUUAUCAUGGGUCCUGAGUCAUCCCACACACAGCCUGCCCCAGCGUCCCUGCCCCCAGCUGGCCGCAGGGCCCGCCCCAUGGAGCCCCCUGCCGCCCUGGGCUAAUGGGAGCCAGAUGGCCGCCUGGUGACUCAGCCACCGGGCCUGUGGGAACCCAGGCGUCCCGCCUUCCCAUGCCCCCACACCCGGCUCCUGCUCCCCCAGCAGACACACACAGGAGGGCCUGGCCACUGUUGAGGGGGCACACAGGGCAAGGGUCACCAAGUCGGGGCCUAGGGACUCCUCAUGCCUCUGAGAUGGAAUGGUGGUAUCCUGCCGUGGCCAAGCCUGAAGGACCCUCAAAACUGCCUCCUGGAGUCCACGGUUCCUGACCUCCGAGCCUCAGCUAUGCCCUCUGGGUCAACCAGAAUUAGAGCCAGACAGGGAAAGUGAGAGCUGGAUGGAGGCAGACAAGAUGCUCAGAGCGACUAUUAAAGAACGAAAGCCUCUGCUACGGAGCGCUUCUGUCCUCUGUCAGGCCCGAGCGAAGUGCCUGACACCGGGUUGGAUCCUCAGAUGGCCCCAUGAACUAGUGAAGUGGGUCAAAGGAGGCCUGGAAAGAUGUUGCUUCCUCAAGGCCACUCGGCCAUCAGAGGCAGAAAUGAAACAGGAACCCAGGCCUAGAAUCACAAAGGUCCUAGAAACCACUUGGCUGUCUGGCCUCUCAGGUGUCAGGGCCAUCCAGAGUGAGACAGCAUUGGAGGGACAAGUGUGCAUGCAGAUGUCCUCAGACGGGAAGGUUUGAGAAGGGUCAGAUGGUAGGCGGGCCUAACAAGGGCUCCGUGCUAGCCACUGUCCCGCACACAGACAGGAUCAGGUCAUCUUGAUAUGGAGAUCAGUCCCCAAAUCACUGAAUUGUCCCAGCAGUGCUAUGCCCUAGGUACUACCAAUAUCACUCCUCUAUUUCCCAGAGGAGGAAGCAGCAGCUAGACUCCAGGACCUUGGGGUCAUAUCUCUCAGAAAGCCAAGAGUGCAGGAUGAGAGCUGUCUGUCUCUUACCUGCCUGUAUUUGUGCCCCAUUUUUAAAGAGCAGAGGGCCUGGGCCACAGGAAAGGUAUCAGCCCUUGGUGAUAGGCACAUUUUUUACCAGUCUAUCAUUUGGUCAUUAAAUUUGUUUACAAUAUA